AGUUGAUGAACUCAUCUCUUUAUUCCCGUCCAGUCUCAGCUCCCUGCGCCCAUGUUUUGAGCCCGCUGCAGUUGGAGACAGUUCACCAUGUCCACCGGGUCUCUCAGCGAUGUCGACGACGAGCUCCUGGACGGCAUCCUCAAGUUUGGCUCCUCCGGCAAAGACUCCAACGAGAGUACGGAAGAGAGCUCCAACUGUGAGGGCACAUGCGCCAACGACGCGCCGGGAAAGAAACGGAAGACUGCGUCCCGGAAAACGGCGCCCAAGGGUGUGGCACAGCAGGAGGGCAAGCAUGUGCAAAGGAACGCGGCCAACGCGCGCGAGAGAGCCAGGAUGCGCGUGCUGUCCAAAGCUUUCUCCCGGCUGAAGACCACCUUACCCUGGGUACCGGCCGACACCAAGCUCUCCAAACUGGACACUCUGCGCUUGGCAUCCAGCUACAUCGCGCACCUCCGGCAGAUACUGGCCAACGACAAAUAUGAAAACGGAUAUAUCCACCCCGUUAACCUGACGUGGCCUUUCAUGGUUGCAGGUAAGCCGGAGAACGAUUUGAAGGAGAUGCUCAGCUCUACGAGGUUAUGUGGAACAACAGCGUCAUGACCAAAGCAAGCGGACAAUCAUUUUCCAAGAAUGACAUAAAAAAGGACCGUGACAGACAUGCACGUCUCAUCUCCGCAGACUUUGAGUGGGAAUAACGGAGAGAGAGUCUCUCCUUCAUUCCUGUAAAUUUUAUUUAAAUGCAUUCUGUCGCCUGUUGUUGUCUUUGCUGGUUCAAAGAUAAAAUGCGUGCUUUAAAUUGCUUUUUUAAAAAAUACUCUGCAGACGCAUUUUUUUUUUUUUACUCAUGCAGGCCUGUUUUGGUUGCUGCAUUAUGAUGGAUGGAUGUGCACAUGAAAAGUGUCCACUGUCUCAAAUGGUUGUACAGAUUACAUGUAUAUAAAAUAUAUUUGUAUCACUUUUA
This is a messenger RNA of Plectropomus leopardus (leopard coralgrouper), 961 nucleotides long. It is a transcript of the gene tcf21, whose product is annotated as transcription factor 21. Gene Ontology annotation, biological process: developmental process; regulation of transcription by RNA polymerase II. NCBI's taxonomy places the organism in Eukaryota, Metazoa, Chordata, Actinopteri, Perciformes, Serranidae. The record is from RefSeq and is a predicted model, not a curated record. Gene Ontology annotation, molecular function: DNA-binding transcription factor activity, RNA polymerase II-specific; RNA polymerase II transcription regulatory region sequence-specific DNA binding; protein dimerization activity.